This is a messenger RNA of Meriones unguiculatus (Mongolian gerbil), 300 nucleotides long. RefSeq names its product urinary protein 3-like. The transcript has 3 exons. NCBI's taxonomy places the organism in Eukaryota, Metazoa, Chordata, Mammalia, Rodentia, Muridae. Bases 1 to 300 code for a protein of 99 amino acids. The record is from RefSeq and is a predicted model, not a curated record.
AUGGGAAAACGCAUCUUGCUGCUCCUGCUGGGCCUCUCCUUGCUGGCAAGCUCCCUGCAAGCUUUGACAUGUUUCAGGUGUGUUAGGUUCAAUUCUGAUGGGAUCUGUGUGAAAGGUGAAGGUUGCUGUAAGGCUAAACCUGGUGAGAAGUGUGCAUCACUACAAACCAUUUCAGGUGGCCAACUCCAGUUUGGAAGCCAGAGAUGUGCUGACCUUUGCUUCAGUGGGACUGUUGUGAAUGGAGAUAAGAUAAUAAAAAUGAAUUGUUGUGAUGACAAAUCUUACUGCAAUAAAGUCUAA